Molecule: messenger RNA, 798 nt
Organism: Peronospora matthiolae
Lineage: Eukaryota; Oomycota; Peronosporomycetes; Peronosporales; Peronosporaceae
Source: the annotation of a GenBank genome assembly
AUGUUUCUGUCUCCGGAUCGCGACCUGUCGCCCGGAUUGCCCGAUCUCGGAGGACACACCUCAGCGGUCCCCGAUCGGCCUGGGUCUCCGCGCCAUCUAGGCCCAACCGGAUCGCCCACAAUUCCCACGGGAUCGCUAGAUCGACAGCCGACCAGACCCUCGUCUCCAUCCCGAGACUCGCCAUCUAGAUCGCCGGAUCGCGGGUGGUAUGCUCCUAUCGUCCCAGAUCAACAUGAGUCUCUCAGUAAUCCCAGAUCGGUCGGAUCGCUCUCGACCGACGCGGAAUUAUCAGAUCGUUCCUCCGAGCCAUUCCCGCUUCCCACUCCUCCGGCGGCCUUAGAUGCGUCCAGAUCCGACAUCUCGGCCGCUAAUGAAUCUCGUGAAAGGUCUGCUGCAGCUGUGGGCGUCACCGACUUCGUUCCCAGAGUUUCUGCCGACGACGUUCGUCUCACGAUGGCCACGAUCUCGUAUUUGUGGGAUCGAGAGGCUACCUUCUGCAGCCAAGCCGACACCAUUCAUGCGCUUCAGCAGUCCUACCGAGAUGCCGUCGCCCGGGGGGAUCGCUUACAAGACGAGCUUGAUUCGCUGUACAGAUCAGCCGUCCCUUUUAUCUCCUUCGUCCAGCGUCGAUAUGAAUGGAUGCAGGGCCGCUACGUCGACGCAGUGCAUUCUUUGAGUGAUUGCAAUCGAGCUCUGCGGGCAUAUCGAGAUCAAUCGGAGGAGAUUCGUCGGCUACGCACUUUGAUACGUGCCAACGACGAGGCUCAGGGGAACUUGGACCACAGGUGGAUGCUUUGA